Messenger RNA from Fonsecaea erecta, 2631 nucleotides. RefSeq lists its product as hypothetical. The record is from RefSeq and is a predicted model, not a curated record. The transcript has a single exon. Gene Ontology annotation, biological process: TOR signaling; regulation of actin cytoskeleton organization. Gene Ontology annotation, cellular component: TORC1 complex; TORC2 complex. Lineage: Eukaryota; Fungi; Ascomycota; Eurotiomycetes; Chaetothyriales; Herpotrichiellaceae. The coding region runs from base 1 to 2631 and encodes 876 amino acids. Gene Ontology annotation, molecular function: protein binding.
AUGGAGAAGAGUACACCAUCACCCGCAUACCCUGGCGCCCGGCGCUAUUCAGGCACUGGCGCCUUGUCUAGCGGUAUUUCAGAUACGGCACACGACAGUGGACUGGAGCUCAUCGACCGCGCACCAGAGACGCGUAUGAUGCGCUGUAUCGAGCAGCACGACACAGAGUUCAGAGAAAAGCUUGAUGUCUUGGCCAAAUUUACGAACAUCCUGGCGAAAGACCAUGCGAAGGCCAUCAGCCGCCUGAAGAAAGUUUGCAUGAACUAUGUGGCCACGUGCCACAAUGAUAGCCAAGCCCGUCCAGCCUCCCAAGCUCCUGAGCCAACGAUUGAAAGAUCCAGCUGGGUUGCCCCGCGACCAGCAGAGGAAAAUGUGGCAUCUUCCGCCGUGAACUCAACAUCUGGGCAGACGGUGCUCAGUCCGACUCUUCGGGACGUGGCAAGGUCCGUUCUCGAAAUUCCCUCCCAGACAGAACUACAGCCUGGCCUCGAUGACCUCCUCCCUAAUGCUGAUCACGGCGAGGUGGACCAGCCUUCUCGCGUGCAACAGCCUACUAGAGAACAACGCAAGAUUUCGAGCGUUGACGGCACCGACGAUACCACCGACUCCUCUGAUUCAACCGACGACGGUGAUCACGACCAGGAUAUCUACCAUGAGGAGUCUCCUGGCCCAGAUGAAACUCCCCGGACUACCACUGCGAAGGCGCAAUCUACUGUGACUCCACAAAGAGCCGAAGCUCCAAAUCGACCAGAACCCUCGUCUCGACCCAGUAAGAGCUCCCAGCCAGCUCGGGACUCGUCUCGGCGAUGGACUCAGGACGAGGAAAAUUUUAUGAUUGAUGUAGUCCAUGAUUUGAUGCAAGAGGACUUUGGACCAGUCAAGACUGCCAUGUGGAAACGCGCAUCCGCGACGCUGAGAACACGCGGCUACGAUCGCACCUAUGAACAGAUGAUGGCCAAAUGGUCAUGCGAUACUCGCCGUAAGUGUGAAGAGCGCGGCCUGGACUGGGCAGCUACCGUCAUGGCCAAACUCCCACACAUGGCACGCAAGCGAAGAUCAUCACUUGGCGAUGCCCGACAGGGAGGGUUGUCUUCAACCAUAGAUGGACAGCCAAGGGCGAAGCGAGUCAAGAGCCAGUCUCAGAGGCGAGCCUCCGGUCGAUUUUCAUCUUCAGCUCAGAGUGAUGCAGCAGAUUCUCCUUCCACGACCCAGAAGCCGAAGAAAGGCUCUCGAAAGAGUAUCGCCAGUCACCCGGCACUUAGCCCUUCACGGGGCUUUACCACUAAAUUUGAUUCAUUGCCUCCCGCAUCGGAAACGAAUAUGCGCCUCCGUUUUAUUUGGGAACGUGCAUCGAGCGACAUCGUGCAAGUGGACUGGUCUCCAGAUGCGAAAUACUUUGUGGCCGCCAGCAACUCGAUCUUGGAUGCCUCUGACAAUUUCCGCGAAAAUCAACCGGUGAAUCUAAUUCAUGGCUCACUAGCAACCAAGACGCUUCGUGAGCUUCCUGAACAUCGCAUCGCAGGCGACGUCAGCGCCGGGCAGCCCAAAUACCUGUACCAGACUGUCAGUGCGGUUCGGUAUGCUCCGACAGGCGACCGGGUCCUCAGCGCUGGGUUUGACAACAAGGUUCGACUCUGGGACGUGGAGGAUGAGGCUAGCAUCUACUGCAAGACGGAAGUACAAUUUGCCCAGCGAGUCGAAGUCAUGGACGUCGCGGGGGAACAAACCACAUUAUUUGCGACUGGUACAGCAGGCGGACUCAAAUCGAUCCGAAUUUUCUUUGCCGAUUCUAACCCGGGUGCUCGGCUUCAAGAGAUCAAACUCCUUCAGGACACAGGGAAGAGAUCAGUCCCGUUUUCCCCGACGUGCCUCAAAUUCGGGCGCUCUCGCAGUUAUGAUCGGUUACUGGCAGGCUUCGGCAGCGGCUCUGACACCGAGUUUGGCGACGGCUGUACAGCAAUGUGGAAGUUCCGUGAAGCUGCCUGCGACCAGUUGUAUUUCCUCAAGGGAGAGACAUUCGUAUUUGAUUGCGCUUGGUCUCCGGCAGGCGAUCUUUUUGCCAUUGGAAGCUUGAGCGACGCUGAGACCAGGGCCGACGCAACAGAGCAUUCGGUGGUCAAGCUGUACUCGCCGAACCAACCCGACUCGAUCGCGAGAUACAGCUGUCGAGCCAAGGAUAUCAACGACGUGACCAUCGACUAUGGCCUUGUCACAGCGUCGUGUACCGACGGCUGCACGUAUGUUUGGGAUCAGCGCCAACCUCAGAAGCCACUACACACGCUGGCUCACGGCCGGCCCGUGGUCAGGCUUGCCCGGGGAGCAGACCGUGAGAUGGAAGACGUGGGGGUCAGAUACAUCGAAUGGAGUCGCACUCCUGGACAAUUAUACACGGGGUCUAGUGACGGCUUUCUCAAGUAUUGGGACACAGGGCGCUCGCCCACCGAUGUCCUCGUUGAGGACCUUGUGGAUGCUGGGCGUGAAAUAUUGUGUGGACGUCUUUCACCAGAUCAUUCGUCCUUGUUGCUCGGUGACGAAGAAGGGCGUCUCCUUCUGUUCAGCACGUCGAAAGGUCCAUUUCCGGAGGAGGAAUUUCGCUUUCGAGUCGGCGAACAGUGGGCCCAUGAAAAUUAG